GUCGCCAACUAGCGACAAAACGCGGCACUGCAGUCAUAACGCGAGGAGGAGACAAGGAGGCUCAGUAAACUGCUGGUGAAUGAAUGAGUGUGAAUGGGGAGGAGGAUUAAAUACACUUUAAUGACCCGAAGUAAGCAGUAAGACGACACUGAUAGUUAAAAAAAAAACAUAGACGCUCAUGUUUAGCUCUACAAAAAAAAGAAAAAGAAAAGAAUCAAUCAGAGGCGAACUAACCACACAAGGCUGGAAUGAAGGGAAUGUGAGUGCGGUUCAGACGGAGAGCAGCGCGGUAUGGAAACACUAAUCAACUCGCAGUCCAAGUCAGUGCAACAGUUGCUUGUGUGAACCCGUCGGAGUAAAUGCGACACAGCGCCAGAGGAUGGUUCCCAGUAAGUGGACUAUGAACACCGCUCUUCAUCACAUUCCCCCUCCGAGAAGCUGGCUUGGUAUCCGCCUGCGCCUCCAUGAGAAGGCUGCCCAGGAGGAGGAGUGUGUGGAGUGUCAGCAUCCUGACUGCAGCGAGCGCCGUCGGGCCUCCAAGGUGUGCCAUCAUCCCGACUGCCAGGAUCUGAAUAAUAAGAGUCCUCUUCAACUGUGCGAGUCAUGCGACUCCCGCUGCCACUCUGACGAGACUGACAGCAUGCACUUUGACCGUCACCCUCGCUUUGACCUGCAGACACAGAGUUCCAUCCUGGCCCGGAAUGUGUCUACUCGCUCCUGCCCCACACGCACCAGCCCUCCUUCUGACCUGGACGAGGAGGAGGAGGGCAGCACAGAGAAAGGGGAGCGUAAGGUAGGACCGAUGAAGAUAAGGAAGAAGCCCCGGAGACGUUACACUGAGGACCCCACCAAGGAGUGCUUCACUCUCAAAUUCGACCUGAGCGUCGACGUGGACACGGAGAUCGUUCCCGCCCUGAAAAAGAAGACGUUGAGAGAGGUCCUGGGCCCUGUUUUUGAGCGUAAGGGGAUUGAGCUUUCUCGAGUCGACUUGUUCCUGGACCAGUCCAACACCCCCUUGUCACUCAGCUUUGAGGCCUACCCUUUCGGAGGACACUACAUUAAAGUGAAAGCUCGUCCUGGCGAUGAGCUGAAGGUGGAGAAGGAAGUGAAAGAGUCUCUCACGAUGCCCAAUAUGAACAUUUCAGCUGGGGGUAGUCCCUACAUCCUCAACCCUUCCCAUGACAAGACUGAACACGGCUCGCUUACCCCCCAAGAUAGUGUGGACAUAUUGGGUCAGAGUCAAGCACGUCGGCGGAAGAACAUGACCGAGUUCCUGGGUGAUGCCAACAUCCCGUCUCCAGACUCCCUGGUCCAGCUUGGUGGUUCUCUUCCGACCAUGGCCUCUGCCGGUUACGAUAAACACAAGAACCGCAGCGCUAGCCGCUUUAGCGGUUUCUUCUUCCCCUCUUUCAAGGAGGUGGACCGCAUGGAGCGGCUCAACAAUAGACUGCAGAUGUACACGUGCCAUGGCAUGCCUAAGGUGCAUCCACAUCUCUCCUUCCACCAUGACUCCUGGGAAGAGGAGGAAGAGGAGCCUGACCUGACACUAGAGGACAGCUGGCAACAGCUGCUAGAGAACCCAGAGACUCUGAGCAGACGGCAGUUCCACCAGCAGGAGGCGAUAUGGGAACUGUUCCACACUGAAGCCACCUACAUCAAGAAGCUGAAGGUCAUCACUGAUCUUUUCCUGUGCGGCCUGCUAGACCUGCAGGAUACCGGCCUCCUGAACGAAGUGGAACCAGCCAAGCUGUUCAAUAACAUCCAGGACCUGGUGCGAGUACACACGGCACUGUGGAGUCAGGUCAUGUUACCGGCGCUGCGGAAAGCUCGCCAAGACCGGAGCGUGCUCGAUCCGACCGAUCUGUUCGAGGGCUUCCAAACGUUUGCGUCCAGGUUCCAGCCGUACCUGCAUUACUGCAUGGAGGAGGAGAGCGGUUUGGAGUACAUGCGCACUCAGCUGAGAGACAACGAGCUCUUCAGGAUCUACAUCACAUGGGCCGAGGGGAACAAGCAGUGCAAUCGGUUGAAGCUGGCCGACAUGCUGGCGAAACCACACCAGAGACUCACCAAAUACCCCCUGCUACUCAAAACCAUCCUGAAAAAAACCGACGAACCUGCAGCGAAAGACUCUCUCCUGAGCAUGGUGGCGAGCGUGGAGCACUUCAUCAACAGCGUGGACUCUCAGAUGCUGCGGAGGCAGGAGCAGCAGAAGCUGACGGCCAUCUCGGCUCGGGUAGAGAGCUACGAGGCGGUGGAGGGAGGCAGCGAGGAGGUGGAGAGGAUCCUGAAAGCGUUUAACCGCAUCGACCUGACGGCUCCUAUGAUGGACGUGUCGUCGGAGGAGACCAGACAGCUCCACCUCGAGGGGGCGCUACGUAUGAAAGAAGGCAAAGACAGCAGGAUGGAAGUCUACUGCAUUUUGUUCACCGACCUCCUGCUCAUCACGAAGCCCGUGAAGCGUUUAGAGAAGGUCAAAGUGAUCCGGCAGCCCCUCCUUCUUCAUAAUGUUGUGUGCAAGGAGCUCAAAGACCCAGGUUCUUUUGUUCUCAUCUACCUCAACGAGUUCAAAAGUGCUGUGGCUGCCUACUCGUUCCAGGCCAACAGCGCCUCCCAGGGGCGAAGCUGGAUCGACACAAUCAGCACUGUGAAGACCCAGCUGCAGCGGCUGCGUGUCGAGGAGGCUCGACGGCACCAGGCUGGGGAAAAAACAAGUUUAGUGAAAGAAGAGGACGAGGAUGGAGGCGAGCAGAGCAGUAACUCCACUUCCAGCUCUCCACGCCUUGGAAAUAAAGGACAACUUAACACAGGGGACUCGGACGGCUCCACAGAGACGCUGUCUGUGAUGGAAACCGAGGAUUCCGGCGCGUGCUCGGACCUGCAAACCGAUUCCGACACGGUACCGUCUUCCCUCCCCAGCAGCGCCGAGCCCCAGCCUUCCCAGCAUGCCCUGGAGGGUCCAGUACUUGACCCAGAGUAUCGCAGUCUGUCCAUGGACAGUGCCUACGGCACACUUUCCCCCGAGUUGCUGCUGGAUCUGCAAACUCGGACGUCCACCAGCGAGCAGGAGAGCACAGAGGAGGAGGCUGAGGGAGACGGGGCGGAGGUAGCGGCGGAAGAGGUAGCGGAAGCGGUAGUGGUGGAGGUAACAGCAGAGGUAGCGGCGGAGGACGAGGAGAAAGCGGGAGAAGAAGAGGAAGAGUCCGAUGACAAGAGCUCCCCGGGCUCUCGAAUUUCAGUAGCAUCCCAUCUGAAACCCAGGCGGCGUCCACCGGUGCAGUCUCGCACACACUGUCUCCAGAAGACUGUAAAUAAGUGUCAUUCAGAGGACAAUCUGCUGCAGCGUGUCAACGGAGAGGACACGCAGGGCGCGGCCGAAGACGUUGCGCAGGGCUCGAAUGCCCCUUACCAGCUGGGUCUGGAGUGGGCAGAUGGGCUGGCACACAGCAAGAGCUUGACCGAACUGAACCUUGCUGACACAGAAAUAUCUCAGCAGAGGGAAACGGAGAGAACGCAGAGCGAGCGACUGGCGCACAGCCUGCCGUCCUAUGUGUUCAGGAACACGCUGAGGCGGCGCAACUACAGAAGGGACAAAAAGAAAGGGAAAAUGGACCACAGCGGCUCAGACGGAGAAAUCGCACCCCCUGGAUCUCAGGAAGGGCAUUGUGGUGCUUCAGAGGAUGAGACGGGCAGUGGGAAGAUAUCACAACAGCACAAGAAGCUCACGCUGUCACAGCUUUAUAAAAUACGCACCACACUGGUGCUGAACUCCACGCUCACAGCCUCGGAAGUGUAGAAUCGACCACUUCGUCACUCCGCCAGCAGCACCACUCUCAGCCUGAUAGGACUGACUUGCUUGCCACAUGAAUGCACUCUAACCAAUGAGCAGAACUCAUGAGCUUUUUGCACUUUUAAAUAAUUCACGUAGCUUUAAUAAGGGGAGGAGCUAAGCUUUAGGAGGGAAAAAAAAGAUCUUGAGCAAGAUGCAGUACCUGGGGAAAAUUCCAGCCCUGGUUUGGUCCACUUGUGCACUUGGACCCGAUCAGUAGAGGAGGAAAGGACGGAGAGGAAGCUGACCAAGUUAAAUCAGAGCACGUGGUUAAAUAAUGGCACCCUGGAUUUCCAGAAAUGUAACUUCACUGUUCAUGUGAGGCGUUUCAAAAGAGUUCAAAGGCACACUUAUCUCUCAAUCACAGUGUUUUUGUUCAAUCUUGACGCAUUGUUCUGCUAUGUCCUAAAAUAAAUACCUCCGAUUUGUGCCCUCACCCCCUCCAUUUCAGACUGUCCUGAUGACUUUCCUGGUCACAUGGUUCUCUCAGUGCUUAUAAUGCUUACUAUGGCAACAAGUGUUCCUCCAGCUGCCAGAUAUGUGUUGGGAAAAGAGAAAGCCAUACGGAAAGAGGUUCGCCUCUCUGACGAAAAAGCAAAACCAAACAUUUGAGAAAUCUGUUCACACGUUCAGUGUUUCUUUUUGUGUGUGUUUGUGAAUGUUAAUGCGAGUGUGUGAGGUUGACUGUGAACAUGUAAUGCCAUCAAGGGUGAGUGUGUGUGUGUGUGUGUGUUUAUGCAAAUCAUGACCUUAAAUACACACUGAAACCAUAAAUAACUAUUUGAAGAUGGCACGGUAAAUAACUAAAACACGUGGACCAGUAUUAACAGUAAAGCAGCAGUGAUUGCUUAUUCAGUGUGUGUACGUUAUAAUCAAUACGGUCUCAUUAUCUCUGCCAAGUUAAUACGCGAGAGUAGCUUCUUUCUCUUUAGUAUCAACGAUAUGAGCGGAACCGAAACUAGAGAUCGUCAGGAUUCCAUACGCGACGCAUAGAAAGUGACGAGCGAAUUUCUUUAUCCUUUAUUAAACUUUGUCAUGAGGUUUUUUUUGCUUUAAGACUGAAGGGCGUGGUCAGGUUUUACGUUCUGAACUAACUGGGAGAAAGGUCCCCAGAAAGGCUUUACUCUCGAGCUGUGUAACACUGCAGUGUUCUCGACAUGCAUCUCCCACUCGUUUUGGAUCUAACGGAGACUCGCCUGAUCGCAGAUCAGCACUUAUUCGGAACCACUUUAGGAAUUUUUGGAGCUAAUUCAAGACACUGAACGUAUAAUAACAGUAUUUGGGUUUAGACUGAAUUGCCUGGUUUCUGCAAGCCUCGCAUUAACAUUAGGGUUAUUUAUGGAAAUAAUGAACAAAUGGCCUACGAUUCUUUUACUAAACCAAAUCCUUAUAAAUGUACUAUUUGUAAAUUUGCCCAAAAAUUAAUAUUGUGCAUUAAUUGUUUACUUCUUAGUUGUUGUUUUUUUUUGUUCAUAAUAUUUAUUAAGCUUGCUUUGUUUUUAUAUAUGAAACAUUGGUUGGUAAAUGUACUGUUUAUUUCAUGACUAUUUUUGUUGUUGUUGUUGUCGUUGUUUUUCAGGUUUAAUUUGUUAAAUUGUCAUUUGUUUAAUUAAGAGGUUAAUCUGCUGAGAACCAAAAUAACCUUGUUCCCAGUGUUGGGGAAAUGGUCCUGUGUGUAAUAAAAAGGCAUCUGAUCUUA
Messenger RNA from Ictalurus punctatus (channel catfish), 5525 nucleotides. RefSeq names its product pleckstrin homology domain containing, family G (with RhoGef domain) member 5b (gene plekhg5b). The record is from RefSeq and is a predicted model, not a curated record. Gene Ontology annotation, cellular component: plasma membrane; endocytic vesicle; axon. Gene Ontology annotation, biological process: endothelial cell migration; Rho protein signal transduction. The transcript is spliced from 22 exons. The coding region runs from base 380 to 3793 and encodes 1137 amino acids. Gene Ontology annotation, molecular function: guanyl-nucleotide exchange factor activity. NCBI's taxonomy places the organism in Eukaryota, Metazoa, Chordata, Actinopteri, Siluriformes, Ictaluridae.